This is a messenger RNA of Salvia hispanica, 1671 nucleotides long. NCBI's taxonomy places the organism in Eukaryota, Viridiplantae, Streptophyta, Magnoliopsida, Lamiales, Lamiaceae. The record is from RefSeq and is a predicted model, not a curated record.
AUGCCAAGCAAGCUCAAGAAGGCCAUUGCUGCCGUGAAAGACCAAACAAGCAUCAGCCUCGCCAAGGUCUCGAGCAAGGACUCCUCCAGCCUCGAGGUAGCCGUGCUGAAGGCCACGAGCCACGAUGAUGUCCCCGUCGACGAGAAAUACGUCUACGAGGUCCUCCGGCUCGUGUCCUGCAGCAAGAUCCAUGCGGAGGCCUGCGCUCGGGCCAUCGGAAAGCGCAUUGGCCGCACGCGCAACUGGAUCGUCGCCCUGAAGUCCCUGAUGCUCGUCCUCAGGAUCUUCCAGGACGGCGACCCCUACUUCCCGCGCGAGGUCCUCCACGCGAUGAAGCGUGGGGCCAAGAUCCUCAACCUCUCGAGCUUCCGCGACGAGUCCAACUCGAGCCCGUGGGACUUCACCUCCUUCGUCCGUGCCUUCGCCCUCUACCUCGACGAGCGCCUCGAGUGCUACCUCACCGGGAACCUCCAGCGCCGCAAGGCGCUGGAGGAGUCCGAAGGGGCUUCCUCUGUCUUCCAACGGAGCCGGAGCAAGAUCAUCACCGCCACCGAGCCCAUCCAGGACAUGAAGCCAACGAUGCUCCUCGACAAGUUGUCGUACUGGCAACGCCUUCUCGAUCGGGCCAUCGUCUUGCGGCCGACCGGGUCCGCGAAAACGAACCGGCUCGUCCACAUUGCGAUCUACGCCGUGCUCAAGGAAAGCUUCGAUCUUUACAGAGAUAUAUCUGAAGGGCUUUCCCUCAUUCUUGAUAGCUUCUUCCAUAUGCAAUACCAAAAUUGUGUCUUUGCAUUUCAAACUUGCAUCAAAGCUGUGAAGCAAUCUGAUGAAGUCUCUGCUUUCUUCAGCCUCUGCAAAAGCUCGGGCAUCGGAAGAAACUCCGAAUAUCCGACCGUGCAAACGAUAUCCGAGGAAUUGAUCGAAUCUCUUCAAGAAUUCUUGAAAGAUCAAUCAUCCUUAGUCGGCAAGCCGGCAGCGACGAGCCAGAUCCCUGCCCCGGCGCCAGCGGCAGUGAAACAGGAAGCUGCACUGGCGCCGGUGCGGACGAGGUCCGUCGUGCCAGAGAGCUAUGGCGCGACGGACGGCGUCUCCGACGAGGGGUCCGAGGACUGGUCCCAGUCCCCGGGCGCCCCCUCGUUGGAGGAGCUGAUCCAGGCGGCCGGGACGUUGAAGAGCCGCGGCAUUUCCAUCGAUCUCGAGGCUUAUUCGACGUUCAAGCCCGAGGACGCGUUCGGGUUGAGCGACACCGGGUCCAGCCGAUCGCUGCCGGUAGCGGAUAGCGCCGACCUGAUGUCGCUCGACGAUUGGUCGGUGGAGGAGGACAACGACGAAGACGACGAUCUGGAACCCCGGCGGAGGGAGAAUUUGGGGACGUUGCUAUCGAAAAAUUGGGAAACUGUGCUGGCUGAAACAAUGCCGAAGAGAUCUACGCCAAUGCCUCGCAUAGACAUUAACGCAAACACCUUCUCUGCGUUCCCGGAAACCCUGAAUGUCGACGACGGAGGCGAGCAGGAGCUCUUCCUGUUUGAGGUGGCGGAGGCGGCGCCGGUUGAUCAGAAUUUUAAUCCUUUUGUAGAGGAUUCGACGAAAAUAACUACCGCUAAGAAGCUGCGAUUCUCGGCAUCUGAUUCACCUCACACCGUAAAAACAGAUAAUUGCUCGAUCGCGUAG